Linum tenue is the source of this 1043-nucleotide messenger RNA. The record is from the annotation of a GenBank genome assembly. NCBI's taxonomy places the organism in Eukaryota, Viridiplantae, Streptophyta, Magnoliopsida, Malpighiales, Linaceae.
AAUUCAUUCAAUAUUUUACGCCCCAACCAUAUCAACCUUCUAACUACUCACCAGAUGCAUGGAAAAAAUCGGAAUUUCCCCGCUAUAAAUUCCCCACCCCCGUUACGCCUUUUACCACACACUCCAUUAGCUACUUACCACACUCAAAAGCGCAAAAAAGAAAAGCCUUUGAAAACCCUCUCUUCCUUACCAUGGCUGUCACUAAGAUGCAGGUUGUCGUGGCGCUGAUGGCGGUGGUGAUGGUGGCGGCGAGCGCGCAGCUGGGCCAAGCAGCUGUGACAUGCGGCCAGGUCGCGUCCAGCAUCGGCCCGUGCGUGAAUUACGUCAGGGGCAUGGCCCCGCUGUCGCCCGGCUGCUGCAACGGGGUGAGGGCCCUCAACGGGGUCGCCAGCUCCACGCCGGAUCGGCAGGCGGCUUGCAACUGCUUGAAGUCCCUCUCCGGUCGUAUCCAAGGCCUCAACCCGUCCCUCGCCGCCGGGCUUCCCGGCAAGUGCGGCGUCAGCAUCCCUUACCCUAUCAGCACAUCCACCGACUGCACCAAGGUCAGGUAAUGCUGCUCGAGGAGGCCGAUUGAUGCGUGCGUGGUCCGAGUGGUUUCGUUAAUUUACGUUUUGUGUCGCGAGAAGAAUAAAAGGGAAUGUUGUUGUUUGUGUAAAAGUACUACGUACUGUGUAGUGCUAGUACAAGGCAUCGGUCCAUGUUAUAUAUAUGUUUGAUCUGGGUAAUACUUUAUUAUUAUCUAUGCGUUUUGUUGUGUUAAUUAAGGAGAGCUCGAAUUAGAAUCGAGACGGAUUGAGUUAAUUAAUAAACGACCGAAAUGAAUAUAAUAUUAAGAAAUCGACAACGACGAGGUUGAAAAAUACCAGUUACAACAUUUUACAGUGAGCUCGAAAGAGCUCAUGGACUGAGAGUUUGAUAAUGAUCCGUUUUGAUACUUGCUCGUAUGUGACAAGGGCCACAAGUCCACAACAAACCAUUAUAUAGGGAAAAGACAACUAGGACAAACUCAUUUUUCACACAAAUGUUCAUAUAUUCACUCAUGG